Messenger RNA from Oncorhynchus mykiss (rainbow trout), 1600 nucleotides. RefSeq names its product homeobox protein DBX1-B-like. The record is from RefSeq and is a predicted model, not a curated record. NCBI's taxonomy places the organism in Eukaryota, Metazoa, Chordata, Actinopteri, Salmoniformes, Salmonidae. Gene Ontology annotation, molecular function: DNA-binding transcription factor activity, RNA polymerase II-specific; DNA binding. Gene Ontology annotation, biological process: regulation of transcription by RNA polymerase II; cell differentiation in spinal cord.
GCUAACGGUCCACUAUAAAAAGCUUCUUCUAAAUGGAAUGGUCAGAAGAGAACUGUGAGUCUUUCCACUUGGAUCCUAUAGGCCACGGAAACUCAUUCAGUGAGAAAGGGCUCUUUACAAUUACUUUUCCUUAUCCACCCAAAAGGAGCAAUGAUGUUCCCUAGUGCACUUGCGGCUCCCGAUAUGUACCCCAGACUACUUCGACCGCCGGCAGCUCACUCUCUGCCCCAGUCCUUGCAUUCAGCGUUCGCCGCCCACUCAAGCUUUUUGGUGGAGGACCUGUUGAGGAUCAGCCGGCCAGUGAGCUACUUGCACCGGACGAUUCCGUUACCCAGCGUGUCUCCCCCGGGAUCAGGAGCCACCACGCUGACCUGCAGUCACCACACUGACCAAGCUGUCAUCACCACUUCAGCACAGACAAGAACGGGCUCUCCUCAGAACCCACUCUCCAUCAACAACGACCCUAACUAUCUGAAGUUUGGAGUUAAUGCCAUCCUAGCACCAGAAACGAGAAACGCAUCGUGUACACCAUCAAUGCAUCAUGCCAUGCACGGGAAAACCUUCCCUCUGCCAUAUUUUGACGGAUCGUUUCACCCCUUCCUCAGAGCAUCCUAUUUUCCAGCAUCGUCUUCAGUGGUUCCUAUCCCUGGUACCUUUUCAUGGCCGCUGGCUGCAAGAGGAAAGCCCAGGAGAGGGAUGCUCCGACGGGCAGUGUUCUCUGAUGUCCAGCGCAAAGCCCUGGAGAAAAUGUUUCAGAAACAGAAAUACAUCAGCAAACCAGACAGAAAGAAGCUGGCUGCAAAACUUGGGCUAAAAGACUCACAGGUGAAAAUAUGGUUCCAAAACCGAAGAAUGAAAUGGCGCAAUUCCAAAGAGAGGGAGUUGUUGUCGUCCGGAGGUUGCCGGGAACAAACCCUUCCAACUAAAAUGAACCCCCACCCGGACCUCAGUGACGUCGGGAAGAAGUCCUGUGAGGAGGUGGAGGAUGCGUUCAGGCGGGACAGCCCGCGUUCAGCCUUCUGCCGCUCGCCAUCAGAGCGCGAACUUUUGAACAGUGUGGAGUCGCACCUCUCUUCGCCUUGCAACUCCAGCAAGCACUCCGACUUCUCAGAAUCAGAGGAUGAAGAGAUUACAGUGUCUUAGUUGUGCAUAACACAUACAUUAUGCUUAUAUAAAGUUUAAACACAUACUGUAUAUUGUCACAUAUAUUGUAUAUAGACAUUAUUACCCAAAUGAGACCCAUGCAUUCUUUAAUUUGAACACAUAGCCUAUUUGUCUGUGAUAUAACCAAUUCUCCUAUAUGUUAAAUGUAGGGGGUCAUAUUGGUUGAGGCAGAUAUUUCAGUACUUAUUAAGCAAAUUUGACAUAUUUUUGCACCUUUUACUCUUUGUACCAUAUUUUGUAAGGGGCAUUUUUAUACCAAGAGGAUUAUAUCCGAUUACAAUGCUAUUGUGAAAAGGCCAGGCUCUUACAAUCCAGAUGCAAUGUCUUUAAUCUAUGUUCAAUGUAUAACUUAAAAAUACAUAUAUUAUUUGUAUGCUUUCUUUAAAUGUUUGUAUUUUGAGAGUAUUUUUUUCCAAAUAAAACUAGAAAAUGUAAA